UGGUCCAGAGUCCAGAGCUCAUCACGUUAAGCCGGGGAGCUGUGUUUUCAGGCUGAAACACAGCCGCACAUGUAGACUCGGGACACUUUAUAGGCGUCGGCAGAUGACCUGUCUGUGAUACUCGUGUGUCUGCGUUUACUGUCACGUUAAAACUUCUCGGCUGUUGUGAGUGAAGCAUGUUUGUUAUACAGCAGCAGCUAAGAUAGUUAGCAUAACAAACAGCCGCGAGACAAACUUGAAGAAAGUUAUAAAACCAGGUAAAAGUCGCGGAAGCGAGGCAAUGUGCGCGUGACAGAUACUUGUAUGUACUGUGAAGUUACUGUAACGUAUGUAACGGGAGUUUUCACUCUUGGUGUACCUGUGGGUCAGGACUGUCUCGUCUCACAUAUAGCUUGGCAAACAUCUGGAGGGCACCGAGGGACCACUAAUGAGAGGAUUGUAAACACUUGGUGCUUGGCAGCUUUCUUUGCUUAUGGAAGUUAAAGCGUGUCUUAAUUUCCUCCUCCUCCCGUCCCUGCUGCUGUGCCUGUUAUAAUCCCUUCCCUGUGGUGAACAUCAGCUCUCCAGCGCCAGUAUGGCAGUCUGCGUAAAGGCUGUGUGUUGCAUUGGUGUGGAGCUCAAAAUGCACAAGUUGCUGCUGGCCGGCUGUGCGAACUUUCAUCCAAAGCGGUUUUUAAACUCUCUUGGUCCUUUUUCCUCAAGACUUGGUGGGACAAGAACCCUCAGCUAUUAUAGCAGACCUGCAGAGUUCUGUCCAACGGGACACUCUGUGCCACAUGGAAAUGUAAGACUGGGAUCAUUCAGCAGGAACUACAGUGAUGUUUGCUUGAAUUCACUGGUCAGUCAAGCACUGCCUUUAUCCACAUGUCAGACCAGAAGAUCUCAGUGUGCUGCAGUGAGAACAGGGAGAAACCUGCUGCAAAAAGGAGCAGUGUGGCCUGUGUCCUUUAUCUGCAGAAGAGUCUCAGACGCCCCUCCUUCCACUGUAGCUCCAGCAUUUGUAGUGAUGAAGUUUGACCAAGAGGGAAAUGUGACAUCAUUUGAAAAAAAGAAGACAGAGCUUUGCCAGGAGUUAAGUCUUCAAGCCAGAGACCUACGCUUCCAACACACUACCAGCCUCACUGCUAGAAAUAACUGCAUUAUUUUACGAAUGGCGGCCUUGAAAGCCAUCUUGACCCAGGAGUCUCUUAUGGUCUUGGAUUUUCGUGGUCUUGGACUGGAGCGCUGGUUAGUUCUGGAGCUCGCCCCCCAGCUAGCGUCACAGACACACUCUCUGCCCUUCGAGUUCAGAGCACUGGAAGCCAUCCUGCAGCACAAGGUAAACACGUUGCAAGCCCGGUUGAAUGAAGUUGAACCAGUCAUAUUGGAUACGCUGGAAUCCCUCGUAGACCCUAAAAUCCUUUCUGCUGAUAGAAGUAAACUACAUGUACUUCUGCAGAAUAGCAAGAGCUUAUCAGAGUUGGAGACGGACAUAAAAAUGUUUAAGGACUCCAUGCUGAAGGUCUUGGAUGAAGAUGAGACUGUUGAAGAGUUCUGUCUCACAAAGUGGACAGACCCAAGAGUUUUUGAAGAGAGCAGUUUGGGUAUUGACCACGCUGAGGAGAUGGAGCUUUUAUUGGAGAAUUAUUAUAUGCAGGCCGAGGAACUGGGGAACAGAGCCAGAGAGCUGAAGGGUCUGAUAGACGACUCUGAGAGUGUAAUCUUUAUCAAUCUGGACAGUCGCUCACGUCGCUGUGGAGGAAUUAUGGCCCACUCGUCUUUACAACGUUACUUCAGUUCAAUGAGCCACCGGAAUGUGAUGAUGCGACUGAAUCUGCAGCUGACCAUGGGGUCCUUCUCCCUUUCCUUAUUUGGUCUAAUAGGUGUGGCAUUUGGAAUGAAUCUGACAACAGCUUUCGAAGAUGACCCCCGUGCUUUCUGGCUGGUAACAGGUUUCAUGUUCUUGGGCAGCGGGCUGAUAUGGAGGCGACUUUUAUCAUUUUUGGGACGGCAUCUAGAGACUUCAGUACCCCCACGAAUCCCUCCAGUUUGGAAGAGGAAUAUGAGACCAUCAGACAUCAAGGCUGGGGUCAGAUGAAGUUCUACCUGGCACAGAUGAUGGUCGUCUCGCAGCGCUCUUGGUCCUCUUUAACUUGAUGCAAAGACUUCUUCUACAAGAAUUUUUAUUUUUAACACACCUCAUUGUUUUACUGUCCCAUGGCCACAGCAGAGGUUGAGACUACACUCACAUCUCUGGAGACUAUAGUGCAGUGGUUCUCAAACUGUGGGGCGGGCCCCACUGGUAUGGCAUGGACAACCACGUAACACAUAUGAAGUUAUAUGAUGUGAAUAUGAUUUUUUUUUUUUUUUUUAAUCAUUAUCAUUAUUUUUAUUAUUUUAGUGAAAAAGAUUGUAGCGAAUUUUGAGGUGUGGACGAUAUCUGUCUUGCAUGAAGAUCAUUUUGCUUUUGGUUUGGGACAUGUCAGAAGAAACUCUGCUCCAGUGUGUGCGCGUCACUGUAUCCGUUCAUUUGGCUGACGGUCAUUUCUCAUUUCUUUUUAUGUUUUUGUUUUCUUUCCUUUCAGCGUCCAGUGCAGAUUAAACUUUGAGUUUUCUUAGUGUUGCAGAGCCAGGAGCAGCAGGACGAAGCCCGUCCUGUGCUUGCUAUGGGUGCAGCUGUAAAGUAAUCAGCAGGAGAGCUGCUAGUGCUCUGGUCAGGACUAGCUUCACUGCUAUUAGCAGGUUUCUUUGCACUUAUGGUAAUGAGCAAAGCUUUGUUUCCGGGUCCAGUGACGUCUUCACCUGUCUGCUCUGCUGCACUCUUUGAAGCAGGAACCGCCACCCCACACCUUGAGGAAGUGGUGGGGAAAUAAUGCACACCUCCAUAUAUGUGGAUAAAAAAAAGCCAGGUCAUAUAAUAAUCAUCUCAUUGUGCAGUUGUGCUUUCUUUCAUUUCACUGGUGAAGAACAAAGAAAAAAAACUCUAUAUCACUGUGAAAGCAGUAAACCUGUGACUCGGUCCCUCUAUACUCUGUAUGUUCUGCCUUUAUUAAACCAGAAGAAGUACACUGUGCAGCUUUGUGGCAUGGUGUUUGUGUCAACAUGAGUGACAGGCACUUGCUCAAAAAUGUCAUUGUUUUUCUUAUAAAUGCAGAGUUUAGAGUGUGGCUUUAAAGCUGUUAGCAGCUUUUACCAAAGGGAAGCUUUAUAAUUUAUAAAUUUAAUCAAGUAUUAUAAAAAAUAAUUGUAAAUUGGUUGAUGAAAAGUUUGGUAUAUCUGUAUGAUGUCAACAGAAGCCAUAGAUUACGUCUUGCAUUAGUGGUUCCCAGGCCAAAGAUCAGGAUACCCACAUAGGGUCACCAAUUAAAUCAGAUGAGUUUUCAGGUUAUUACUGAAUUGGGGAGGUUAUAAUAACAGCUUAUGAGUUCACCCAUAAGAUGAUGCUUUUAUUUAUUACAUGAUUGAUUUCUUUUUGGUUGAGUGUGUCAGCUUGACUACUGCGUGUUUUAACUCUGUAUUUUCUGUUCUGAAAUAUAUUAUUUUUUAAGGAACAUUGAA
Oreochromis niloticus (Nile tilapia) is the source of this 3537-nucleotide messenger RNA. It is a transcript of the gene mrs2, whose product is annotated as magnesium transporter MRS2. Gene Ontology annotation, molecular function: magnesium ion transmembrane transporter activity. Bases 575 to 2077 code for a protein of 500 amino acids. The transcript has 13 exons. Lineage: Eukaryota; Metazoa; Chordata; Actinopteri; Cichliformes; Cichlidae. Gene Ontology annotation, cellular component: mitochondrial inner membrane. The record is from RefSeq and is a predicted model, not a curated record. Gene Ontology annotation, biological process: mitochondrial magnesium ion transmembrane transport.